This is a messenger RNA of Oikopleura dioica, 642 nucleotides long. The record is from the annotation of a GenBank genome assembly. NCBI's taxonomy places the organism in Eukaryota, Metazoa, Chordata, Appendicularia, Copelata, Oikopleuridae.
AUGACAACUGAUCACAUCUAUCAGGAUCCUGAUGACUUUGUCUUUUUCGUAACCCAAGAACAAUACGAUGCGGAAACGAGGCUUCUUCGUCGGUCUGCCGCGAAAGCACAAAAACGCAAGGAGAAAGUCAGAAAAACCAAAACCUCCGAUGAUUCAAUUAAAAAGAGUCCUCAAAAGAAAUCGAGAAUGCGCACAAGAUCACAGGUCUCUAAAAGAGAAUCUGCCCAUGCGCAUGGUUGUGCCCUUCUCAUCAUAAAAACGAUUUUGAGCAGACGACCAAAGGACUUGCGCAGGAGUUCGACUUUCUUAGAGCACGCUGCAGCUGCUCGGUCGAGUCCGGCGAUCGCGAAGUUCUUUGGCAGCAAAGACCCAAGAUAUACUAGCUGGCAAAUCGGACGAAGAACAGAUCCCGCCUACUACGCAGAAUUGGAUUUGAUAUCAGUUUUGCGAAGGAUAGCCGAAGCUAGAAGCGACGAUUAUUUCGGGAGCGAACACUUCCUCAAGCCAGUAAAAAGAUUCAUCCAGAAUCCACUUGCUGAGAAGAUUUACAGCCUAUACAAAGAGGAAACCUUCGCCCGUUUCGCGAGAGAAGAAGAAGAUACAAUGAUUGUUGAAUAUUGUAACAAACAUUUUCCAUUGUAA